CUACUGAAACCUCUGAAUCUGAAAAGGUGGUUGAUGAUGUUUCCAUCAAGGUAUUUCAUUUUUGUGUUUUUUGAAAUUUUAUUUCUUGUUGAUAUGUUGAUUUGUUGUUGAUGUGUUGUUGAUAUUCUGUUGACUUGUGUUGACUUGAACAGGCACCUAAGACUAGGUCAACCCCUGGUUCUUCAAAGAAAAAAUCUUAUACUGAAAGCAGUGAAUCUGAAAAAGUGUUGGAUGAUGGUUCCAUCAAGAUUUGGUCUCCUCGUUGGAAACUUGGAGACAUUCCUACCACAAGGGUUGAUCAUUGUCUGAAGUAUAAUGUUGUUGAUCAGUUGAGAAGCAAUUUGUCGGAAGGACAGCUGGAAUUGUUCAAGCAAACAUGUUUCGGCUUUGUUUUGGAAAUGCCCCCAUGUUUGUUUCAAGGGCAGGUUAUACAUUCUUUGUUAGCGAGGCAGCUUAUUCAUCCAAAACAGAAUGAGAUGUGGUUUGGUGUUGGUGAGCAUAAAGUCAGAUUCAGCAUUGAAGAGUUUGCAGUUUUAACGGGACUGAAUUGUACUGGUGAAAUUCAGAAGGUAGGCUUUGAAGAUUCAGGCAAUUCGUUUGUUGAUAAGUACUUUUUCGGGAAGACGAAGGUUAAUAGGCAGUCUGUCAUUGAGUGUUUACUGUCGAAGCGAUGGCAGUCUGAUGAAGAUGCUGUCAGAAUUGCUUUUUUGUAUGUGCUGGAGAUUUAUUUUCUGUCUGCGCUUGAUUCUAAUCUUGUCAAUGGUCAUCAUUUGGAUGUAAUAGCUUUUGAGGACUAUAACUGUUACCCAUGGGGUAAAGAAAUCUUUUCUUAUACCCUGAACAGUUUGAAGACCAAGGACCUUUUAAAGAAGACCAAAAAAGAAGGGUAUUGCAGAUUGCUUGGGUUUCCUAUUAUUUUGCAGUAUUUAUUUUACGAGUGUUUCCCUUCUGUUGACGGUAAGAUAUGUAUGCUUGUGGGUAACAAAGUUCCAAGAUGCUUGAAUUGGACUUCAAGCGAAACUCCUGCCGUGAUCGAUUUGGAAACUGAUUUUUAUAAUCAUGGAUCAAAGGUAUUUUUGUUUUUAUUUUGUUUUUUGUUUUUUUUUUCUUUCAUAUUUAUUGAUUUUCUUUUAUGUUAUUAAAUGUAGCUUAAGUUUGAAAGAAUUGUACCUUCUGCGGAUGAGAAAAGAGUUUUAAUGCUGAAUGGCUUUUUUGCCUCUGAAAAGAAGAAGGGCAGUAUCCAGAAAGCUCAUACCGCUGACGAUGAUGAUCUUGCUGCUGUUAAUGAUGCGAAUGACCAUUCUUUGUCUUCUGCAUCAACACAAAAUCAACAGCAUAUCAACAGUCUGUCAAAGAGGGUUGGGAAUAUUGAAAAGCAGCUGAAAAGUGUUAUUCUUCAGCAGUCUGAGAUCAAGAAGGAUCUGAAAUCCUAUCAUGAUGAUAUUGAUAAUGGUAUGAUUGAAAUACAAGCUGUUUUGAAAGAUUUGGUCACCAAAAUGGACCGUUAUAUUGAAAAGUCAGAAAUUAUUAAGCGUGUUGACGAUAAGGAUGAUCGUGGUCGUAAAAGUGAUUCUUCGUCGGAAAGUGAUGACGAUAAUCAGAAUAAAGAUAAUGAUCUUAAUAAGGCUGAAGAUCUUUCUGCUUUGGAUAAUGAUCAGGAAGAAGAAGAUAAAUCUGUGCAAGGUGGUGAAAGGAAGAUUGAAGAAGCUACGGACGAUGUUUCCGGGGUUGAUGUUGAUACAAAUUUGAACAUGAAUGAGGUAUUUGUGGUUUUUCAUUGUAUUUAAUGUGUACUAUAUUAUUGUUCUUAACUGUUUAUACUUGUUAAAAAUUUUGAAGGGAGAAGAUGUUUUU
This is a messenger RNA of Mercurialis annua (annual mercury), 1854 nucleotides long. RefSeq lists its product as uncharacterized. The coding region runs from base 1197 to 1787 and encodes 196 amino acids. The record is from RefSeq and is a predicted model, not a curated record. Lineage: Eukaryota; Viridiplantae; Streptophyta; Magnoliopsida; Malpighiales; Euphorbiaceae. The transcript has 3 exons.